Bathycoccus prasinos is the source of this 3084-nucleotide messenger RNA. RefSeq lists its product with no specific name. Lineage: Eukaryota; Viridiplantae; Chlorophyta; Mamiellophyceae; Mamiellales; Bathycoccaceae. The record is from RefSeq and is a predicted model, not a curated record. Bases 1 to 3084 code for a protein of 1027 amino acids. The transcript has a single exon.
AUGCGGGUGGUCUGUUCGCCGCAGUCCUCGAACGAGAGAAGAAAAGAGUGCGAGCGGUUUUUAGACCAGACGUUCCGGGAGAAGUUCGAGGAGAAUUACGAGUUAGUGUUGGAUAUUUUGAAAGGCGUUGGGAAGAACGGUGUUAAUGGUGGUGGGAGUUCUUCGGAGGAGGAAGAAUCAAUCGAAGUCUCGGUGUUUGUCAGCAAAUGUGUUUUGCAGUACCUGAGACGAGCAAAGAUGGAGACAGAUAAAAGUAGUCACAGUACGAACGACAACAACAAUCUGUUACUACGGAUUUUGUUUCAAUCGAUCGUCUCGAACGAUCUGUUGAGUUUACGAGGGAAGGAAAUCAACAGCGUCUGCGAAUUUGCUGCGCUCGGAGCGGCGGUGGCGUCCAUGAAAAUGGUGCGAAGCGAAGAGGACGUGGAGACGUUGGUGGAAUCGUCGGCGAUGCACUUUCGACAAAACUCGGCGCACGCGUUUGUGCAUUAUUUGAAAGCGUUCGGGGAGAGCGUGCACGAUAAAAACGUAGGUGCGAUUCGUCCGGAAAGACGGAAGUUAAUCGCCGAGGCGGCGUCGAGAGCGUGCGUCUUCGUGUGUCGCGCUUUGGAGGAGAUGUACCAAUCUAUUUCUAUCGCGACGAACGCGGAGGGAAGAGAAGAAGAUGUGACUUUAGUAGCUUUAAUGUUUGAUUGCUUAGCGAUUUGGUUGAACGAGGUCAAUUCGAGCGCCUCGAUCGAGUUGUUCUUUCCAAAGCGAAGUAUAAUUUUAGAGCGCGCCGUGCAAAUCGCGUGUGCUUCGGGGGAAUCCAAAGUACAAUCAAGCGCCAUGUCGUUCGCUUCGACUUUGCUCGAGGCUAUCGUGCAACAAGAAGGCGCGAAUAGAGAAGCGCUCGCACAGUGUUUGAGUUUCGUGUCGCAAGUAGCGACGUCGCAAGAGGCGUGCAAAUCCGCGCAAAAUCGCGCGCUAGAGAUUAUUUUGGCGACAGUUAACGGAGCGCUGAAAAGAGACGACACUGAAAUCGUGUCGUUUUGUCUAGACGCGUGCGCGAAUGUGCUCCUCGCGAGUCCCGAGUCGCCGGCAUCGUGUUUUGACGCGUGGGUGAAAAUUUCCUCUUCCUCCGCAUCGGCGUUUGAUCUCGAUAAAGAAACGACGCAGAAAUACGUACCAAACGUGGUUGUAGUUGUAAAUGCCUUGGCAACGUUCCUUUUGGAAAACUAUAGACGGAAUCCUUCAGAAAUGGAAGCCAUUCGAGACGAGAUUGGCGACUCGUGUCGCGAGAUUAUCAAUGCAGUCGGGACGAAUCCAAUUUUACCGAUUCUCGUUCAAGGAUUACAAACAGAAAGAGGGUUGGGGUACGUGUUCGUGUUUCAAAUUUUAUCCUACAGAAUGAAGAAUACGUUUGGUGGUGGUGACGAAGGAGAUACUACCGGCGAAAGUAACGACGGAAGUAGCAAUCUUUUCAACAUCGCGAUACAAGCGGUGGUGGACGCUCUAGUGCACUUCAGCGACGCUCGCGAAGCGGUGUGUUGGUCAUUCGUCGGAUUGGCGAAGGAUAUCGCCAUCUCUAGAAAGCUUACGAAGUACUGUUUGCGAGCGCUGAGUGAAGUUUUGUGUUCAACGAACGAUCCCGUGCACUCUCGCGGCGCGGCGACGGCGAUUAUGCGAUUAUGCGAUUGCUCGAAGGAAUCGCUCUUUUUGGACCCGGAGAUUUCAAACUAUCUCGGUCAGAUGCUUGAACGCGCGUACGUGGAAAAUUUAGUAACACCGACUGCCCUUCACGAUUUGCGAGACGGUCAAGAGCCAACAGUUACUGUAGUUCUACGUGCAGCGGUACGCGCGAAUUGUACGUCCGCGGAGUCGCUGGGUCGUUUGUUCCGGAAAACAUCAGAAAACGCCUUGAGCGCUAUUCAUCAUCAUCACGGUAUUCAAGUCGGGCACGCCUUAGUGGACGUUUCCAUUGCGCUUCAAUCGCAGAAAGCAACGCACGAUGUCGACACAAAAAAGAUGGCGUUAGAAAUAUUAUCUCACGCUUUAUCUCCGGCGCAAAGUUCCGUCGUGCCUUUGAAAGAGCUUCGCUUGUUGCUUCAUGUCUUCGCGACGAACGACAACGAGGCUGUCUUUCUGGCGCCGGUCCUUUUUAUGAUUAUGCGAACGUAUCUUUCCAUUUACAGCAACGGAUCGAGUUACCUCGGAAACGAACUCAUAGAUACGGUACGAUUGACGUAUGUGAAGAAUAUCACGCAUUCAUCUUUAUCGAAUGCCGCGUUGCACGAAUCGAUUGCGAUGAACUCAGAACUGUUCCAACGAAUGGGAAUUUCUUACGAGGAUAUCGUGGGCGUUUUUUCCGGAACGACGUUGAAUGAUGUCGUCGCGAAAGUACUAGAUAUGAAUCUCAGAGAUACCAACGCGAAUUUCGCGGACGACCCGGAUCGAUUUCCAUCGGUGUAUGGGUUGGCGCAAGCUCUCGUCCGAUCGGAUUGCGGGUACGUUCUCAGUAACGAACGCCUGGAGCUUCUUCUCCGAGCAGUUUCGAUGAGUUUACGCACGGGGUGUUCAGAUGAAAACGCGAUUUCCGUCCUCGCCUUAGCUGGAGAUAUCGCGUGCCGUUCAAUUGACAGCUUUGAUCCAAAAAAAGCGUCCGCAUCGUUUGGUGGAAAUAAAGUCGUCGGCGUCGUCCAUGGAAGUCUCGUAAAUAACAACGUGAGCAACGUGAAAUUGGUUCUCCCGAAUUGGACAUUUAACAAUCCAAAAAGCAUUCACUUGCCUCAAAUGACUCUCCCACUUCUUCUCCGUGGUUUGUUGGAAGCAGCUAACGAAUACUUUCCCGCGCAACUCCUCACCGACAUCGCCGCGACCUGUUUUGCAAUCCUCAAAUCCGUUGGUCCCGCUAUCUUUCGAGAAGCGCUUUGCGUCGCGCUCGGCGACGAAAACGAUGGCUUUCCUCGUCCGUCCGCGACGCAAAAAUUCAAAUCUGGCUUCAUCGACGACAUCACCAGCGAAGCGACGAUGCAACACGUGAGGAACUUUAAGAGAAGUUUAAAGAAAUUCGUCGGAGGUAAGAGAUCCGCCGCUGGUUCUUAG